GCCGCAAUCGCUGCCUGCGAGCGGGCAUCGCGUUGGACAGCUGCUCUGAGCCUGCUGCGGCGUGGAGGAAGCCUUCCAUCCUGGAAUACCGCCAUGAGCGCCUGUGAGAAAGCCGGCUUAUGGCAGCUCGCCCUGCUUCUCUUCUUGCAGCUGCCUGACUACCGUCUCUCCCCAAGCGGAGUGUCGUACAACACUGCCAUCUGCGCCUGUGAGAGGGAAGGCCUUUGGCAAGACGCUCUCUUCCUACUGUCUCAACGACGAGAGCUUGAGGAGGCUGACAACAUCGCUGUGGGAUCAGCAGUCAGUGCCUGUGCCAAGGCCGCUCAGUGGGAACGGGCUGUGGCCAUGGUUCUGAAGCCAUGGGACCUUGCAGUCCUUUGGAGUGGUCUGGUAGACUCCAGAUGCUGCUCAGCCGCCCUUCUCGCCUGUCAGAAGGUCUCCAAGUGGCUCCAAGCUCUGGACCUCUUCAGGGGCUACCCGGCCGCCUCGGAGGUGGUCCGACACCCGGAGCCGGCGGACUUUGCCUUCGCUGCUUCUGCCUGUGAUGAAGUGCACCACGCUGGCCCGGCGUCGGAGAUACGGCAUGCGCUGAGCCAGAGCCGUGUACUGCGGAGGUCAACCGCUGCGCUGGAUGCUGUCAUUGCGAUGGAUACAAUAGCAGCUGGCGACUCCUGUGGUGAGCUGCUACGAGGUAUGCUGCUCAACUGGAGGCGCGCGGACUUCAUUUGGGACAAGCUUGUGAGCAACCUUGCGGUUGAGCCCAACCACAUCUGCUACGUGGCCUAUGCAAAGGCACACCUUUUGGCGGCCGGGCCCACCGUAGCCGUUCGGAUUUUGGAUCGUAUGAGAAAGGCGGGUUUGGGUUCGGGCAAUGGACAAGCAUCUGUUCUGCAGCUGCAAUGCUUGCUACUCCUUUGCCAUUCCAGCCCGACAGAGUCUCACCUCUCUGACCUGGCGACUUUCUUGGAAGGAUCCGCUGGGCUCAACGUCACGGGCUCGGGACGCCUGCUGGAAUCGGAAUGGCGUCAACUGCGGAACUCUGCGACUCAACUAAGUUCAGAGCCGUCGUCUCUGACCCUCCACCAGCUUCUCGUGCUGUACCACGUGAAACGGCGAAGCCUGAUGACGACCUGGCCUGACUAUGCGGCCGGGUUGGAGUACCUCUCGAGCCAGAGUUCCGAAGUGAAGCCGUGA
Symbiodinium necroappetens is the source of this 1194-nucleotide messenger RNA. NCBI's taxonomy places the organism in Eukaryota, Dinophyceae, Suessiales, Symbiodiniaceae. The record is from the annotation of a GenBank genome assembly.